This is a messenger RNA of Paramisgurnus dabryanus, 3002 nucleotides long. RefSeq names its product TNF superfamily member 11 (gene tnfsf11). Gene Ontology annotation, biological process: immune response. The record is from RefSeq and is a predicted model, not a curated record. Gene Ontology annotation, cellular component: membrane. NCBI's taxonomy places the organism in Eukaryota, Metazoa, Chordata, Actinopteri, Cypriniformes, Cobitidae. Gene Ontology annotation, molecular function: tumor necrosis factor receptor binding.
UGCAUUGCCCACCCACAUGUUUAUAUGAAUCCUUGAUCAUUUCUCGAGUCCUCCCACUGAGAGAGGAUCCGUGCAGCGAUCGAGCGCUCAUGGCAGCUAAUGAUUAUCGCGCGUACCUGCGGAAUCAUUUCGAUAUGGAAGAAGCUCCGGCGCGCGUCGCGCACACAGGCUCCACUCACAGGGCGCUCAUAUUCGUCACCCUGGCUGUCAUGGGACUGCUGCAGGUCGCGUCGAGUGUGGCGAUUUUGUUGCACUUAACCGGUUAUCUCCGUGAGGUCGACCUCAGCUUACCCCAGCAGACUCCUAAUGAGGAAAUGCACAGCGAAACAUUAAUAGCCGAUACACUCAAAGGUAUAAAGGAGAAGAAAGACAGAGUCCGAAAGAAGGAAGCACGCCUGCCGUCAGCACAUCUGCCUAUCAGGACGACCACCGACUUUCCAGUCAAUCCAAGCGUCAUCACCAUCCACUGGGAUGAAUCUCAAGGGACGCUGAGGAAGAUUAAAUACCGUGAUGGUCGAAUCCUGGUGGUCGAGCCCGGCUAUUACUAUGUGUAUGCCAAGACCUGCUUCAGAUAUUAUAAGACUUUUUCAGACCAUGAUAAAGUGGACCUCAGCAAUCUGCAGUUGCUUCAGUAUAUUUUCCACGAGAAGCACACACAGUCUACAAUCAAACCUAUUCAGCUUUCAAAGAGCGGCGGCACCUUGCAAUGGAAUAUCCCAAAUUACAGCAUGUGCUGUGUGGAGCAGGGAAGAGGUGUCCAGUUAAAUAAAGACGACGGCCUUUAUGUUAACGUAUCAAAUGCUUGGCUGCUGGACCGGGAAGCCGACGGGACGUAUUUCGGUAUUUUUAAGAUAAGCGAUUGACUUGCAUCGUUUUUUGCUACUGAACAUGUUUAUGCACAUUUUACGACCAGACUUCUCAAAGUGACCAUGAACCACUUGUAAUAUUGAUCAUUGACUUUUUUGUUCAAUAUUGAUUGGAUUGUACAUCAUUUGAGAGCAUGUCACAUCUUUAAGUGAUAAAAUACCUUCGAAAGAAAACUUCAAUAUGCUCCAUUUACAGGUCCAAAUACUUUUAUUUUGAAUUAUGAUGCUUCAGUACAACAAAAGAUAACACCAAAAAACAGUACUACUAAAAAUCGUUACUUAGGAAUUUGGAAAAAUUGGUGUUGGUUCAUCAGUCGGACCGCGGUGAGAUACACGCAGGACUUUUCACAACAGAGUAAUUUAGAGAAUGGAUUGAUGGAAAUUGGUUUAUUUGCCAAGGAUUCACAGUGCCUUGCUAUGUUAAUUUCUGUUACUGAAUGAAUGAUAGACAUUAUGGGCCCGAUUUACUAACAACUUGCGUCCGCGCAAACCAUCUUUUGCCAUUGAAAUAAACUACUGUCAGGAUGUACUAAAAACAUGCAGUGAAAAAUUAGCAGUGAAAGUGGACACUUUUAGUUUUGCAGUUUUUGCGACUGACCUUAUUACGUAUCCAUUUGAAAAUAUGCAAGGAGAGUAUUUACAAUGCUAUCUCACGAGAAUACGUACAUAUUUUACAAUUUGGCUAAUUCGUAUUCAUUCAUACAACCACAUUCAUAAGUUUUUGUACGAUUUAUAUGGACCCCUGUGACGUUGGGAUUAGGUGCGGUGUUAGGGGUUGGGUUACGUUGUUUUUUUUUUCAUGAGAAUCGUACAUUUUGGCGCGAUUAACUUCGUAUGAAUUCUUAAAAAUUAGCCAACUUAUAAAUUAUGUACGAAUUCUCGUGAGAUCAGGCUGGGAUUUAUAUAACGCAACACGAUUUACUGACAUUUGCCAUUAUUAAACUUUCAAAAAUCAGUCUUAAAUUGCGAGGCUUAUUAUGAAAGUAAGAUUUUUGCACCUGUGUUCUUUAAUGUGCGGCUUAAAGGGAUAGUUUACCUAAAAAUGAAAAUUCUGUUAUUAUUUUCUAACCCUCAUGUUGUUCUAAACCUGUAUGAGUUUUACAUUUUGAUGAACACAAAAGAAGAUAUUUUGAUAAAUGAUGGUAAGCACACAGCUGAUUGUACCCAUUGACUUUCAAAGAAGGAAAACAAAAAUGAUGGAAUUUAAUGGGUACCAUCAGCUGUGUGCUUACCAUCAUUUAUCAAAAUAUCUUCUUUUGUGUCCGUCAGAAAAAAAAUUCAUACAGGUUUAGAAAAGCAUAAGGAUGAGGAAAUGAUGACGACAUUUUUGGGUGAACUAUCGCUUUAGGGAAUCACCUGCAGACAUUUCUACUCCAAUUAACCCUUUUUUGGAAUUGCACUCUCACGCUAGGAGUAAAUCCAGCCCUAUGUGUGGUAAAUUUAUGUAAACUUAACUAAAAUUUUUAUUUUUUUUAUUAUUAUUAUUAAGCACAUUCUGUGAUGGCAAAAAUUGCGAAUGAAAUAGAUGGAAAGUCAUGCCUGCCUUUCUCAUCAAGAAUGGAUUAUUGACUGCAAAACUUCAAAGUGGAAUGUGGACAGCCUCCCUUAAUACAACAAUUUUUUUAAUGGUGUUAUAAUUUUGUUAGCGAAACAACAUACAGAGAUCAUAACAGCUGGACUGUCUUUGAUUCAGUGUGAGAAAUAUUUUUUUUAAGUAAUGCGUGGAAACCAAGCUGUGUUUGGUUUGUCUAACUUAAGAUGUUUUUAGUGUAUUUAUUUAUUUUCUAUGAUGAAAGGACAUUUGUAAAAAGUUUUGUACAGUGUAUAUAAUUUGAUUAAUGCCUACACUCCAUACAUUAAGGGAGAUUAAGGACAUCGACUUUAGGUCAGUUAUAGCACAGGGCUCUUGUUUUAAUGCUUAACGGAUUAGUUUCUCACCACAGAAACUUUGUAUUUAAAUAUCAUUCAUUUGACAAUUCUGUGUGCAAACGUUCAUGGAGAGCAAAAUAUAUAUUGUUCUGCAGCUGCAAACCUAAAGUCUAAGAUUUUUUCAUAUGUUAGCAAAAGUUUUGUUUUAUUAUAUGUUUAUUUAUACCAUUUUAACUAAUGAAGAUACUUUUAUAAAUAAAAUACUAA